Messenger RNA from Panicum hallii, 2151 nucleotides. Its product is annotated as probable leucine-rich repeat receptor-like protein kinase At1g35710. The transcript is spliced from 3 exons. Gene Ontology annotation, biological process: hormone-mediated signaling pathway. Gene Ontology annotation, cellular component: plasma membrane. The record is from RefSeq and is a predicted model, not a curated record. The coding region runs from base 1126 to 2130 and encodes 334 amino acids. Gene Ontology annotation, molecular function: protein binding. NCBI's taxonomy places the organism in Eukaryota, Viridiplantae, Streptophyta, Magnoliopsida, Poales, Poaceae.
UUCUGCAACUCGCAUCCAGUACAAGACAGGCCCUGCUCAUGUUCCGUUGCUUUCAGUCCUGGAUAAACUGUGGCGGCAUGGCUGUAUGCUUCUUCUCUUUCCCUAGUAUCUGCAUAUCAUGCACUUCAGUUGCCUUGUGUCGUUCACAACUAACUCUUACUAAGCAGGCACAAGGAAGUAGAGAACAAAGGCCUAAACAUGGCUGCUAAGGCUAAGCAACACAUGGAACCUGGCAUGCUCGCUCAUGCCGUGGGCCAUGGUAAUCUUGCUCUUGUCCUGGGGAGCUGGAACCGUCAGCUGCACGACCCGCGACGGGGACGACACGGACCUCGCCUCCCUCCUUGAUUUCAAGCGCGCGAUCAGGAGCGAUCCGAGAGGGGCCCUGGGCUCAUGGAACUCCAGCGUCCACUUCUGCAGCUGGGAGGGCGUGGCGUGUGGCCUGGCGCGCCGUAAUUUUCGUUUGGCAAAGCGGUUUUUGGCAAACGAACGCUCAGCGUUCUCUAUCCUGACCGCACAUCUCGGCGGCUGUCGCAUCCGCUGCCUUUUUUGUUUUCCCAGCCGUGAAAUCCGAAUAGUAUUAUACACUGAUACAUACGGUAUAUGUACAAGAUCAUUCUCUCUCUACUUUCGCGCUGGAUUCGUCUCUCCGUCUUAUCUGUGUCUGCAUUCAUCUCUCUCAUCGCUCUCUCAUCCCUCUCUCCCAGCCUCCGCCUCCGCCACCGCAUCCAUCCGUCGCCGCCGCAGCCCUCCGCCGCUAUGCUAUCCCCUGCCGUGCUUGGCGCAGAUGAAUUUCUCAUUUUGUAUUUGCCGCAGGGAUACCGAGUUUCCUCCUCCUUCGUCGCGCAUCUAGAUGCAAUUCCUCCCCAGCGUUCUAAAGGUCGCCUGCGCAUCCACCGGCGCCGCCGUCUGCCUCCACUCCAACUUCCUAUGGUCACAGCCGCCGCCGUUGCCGUAGGCGUCGCCGUCGUCGUCGUCGACUGAAUUUUUCUGCAUCUUCUAUUGUGCUCUACAACCGCCUCCUGUGUGCCUGCGCCGCCCGUCUUCUCCCCUCGCUUCUCUCUCAGCUGGCAGCCGCCGCUGCAGGUGCUUCGUUUGGCCGGUCGGGUCUCUCCUUCCCUUGGGAACAUGUCGUACCUUGCGUACCUUAACCUCUCCACGAACAGGUUCUCUGGCCAGAUACCUCCUGAUCUCGGCUACCUGCGCAACCUCAAGUUCCUUGACCUAAACUACAACUCGUUACAGGGAAGCAUUCCGGACGCAGUCACGAAUUGCUCCAGCUUGCGGGGAUUGUACCUUGCAGGGAACUUGCUCGUGGGAGAAAUUCCCAAGAAGUUAGCCCUCCUCUCCAGCCUGCUACAUCUAUGGCUUCACUCGAACAAUCUCACAGGGGCCAUUCCGCCUGACCUAGGUAACAUCGCAACCUUACGGCACGUCAUUCUUCAAUCUAACCAUCUCCAUGGAAGCAUCCCCGAGGAGCUUGGGAAGCUAUCCAACAUGUCAGACUUGCUGCUUGGUGGAAAUAGGCUGACAGGUAGAAUCCCCGAAGCACUGCUGAAUUUCUCUUCUCUGCAACAAUUGGCCAUGCCAGUGAAUAUGCUUCAUGGUCCACUGCCAUCUAAGAUCGGGGACUCCCUCCCUAACCUCCAGCUCCUUUACUUGGGUGGAAACAUGCUGGGAGGCCACAUCCCGGAAUCACUAGGCAAUGCAUCAGCGCUGCAGUCGAUAGCAUUGGAGAACAACUAUGGCUUCACAGGCAGAAUCCCUCCUCCUCUUGUUAAACUUCAGAAGUUCAGAACGCUAUUUCUCCAUAACAACAAUCUUGAAGCAGAAGAUAGCCAAAGCUGGGAGUUUCUAGACGCAUUAACCAACUGCACUCUUCUAGUGAGGCUUUCACUCUACGGAAAUCUGCUGCAGCAGGGAGUGCUACCAGAUUCAGUCGGUAACCUUUCCUCUAAUCUUGACUACCUCUCGCUUGGAAGCAACAUGCUAUACGGAUUAGUCCCAUCGAGCAUAGGAAACCUUCAUAAGCUAACUACAUUAGAUUUACAGUACAACAGCUUUACAGGUGCCAUUGGUGGUUGGAUUGAAAGUAUGGUUAACUUAGAGGGUUUAUACCAAUGUUUGAAAUAGCCGGCUAAUGCAUUUAGCUAU